UGAAAGACCAACCGGCUCGUUUUCCACGUAAUUUCAUCGUCUUCUAUUAUAAUACGCAUUUACCACAUGCCGGAAAAAUUUAUCAAUAGCGGCGCGAAUAUAACGCCGAUGUUAGCGUCAAGAACUGUCGUCGCGCGGCGCCACCGUACGAAGGGGCUACAAUGACCAUGGACUAUAGAUUUACACAGAUAGCGCGCUCCCAUUGAAAACAAGAAGAUGACAUAAGAGAAAAGCUUGACAAGGUGGACAAUUUGACAAAAUGGGUCAAACUAUGGGUAGAAUGCCUGAAACAUGGAAUGGUCUCCUGGAGGAGAAAGAUCGUGUUUUACACUGGAGUUCCGAAGUGUUGGCACGUGUACAAGAUAAUGUUACAAAUGAGGAUACUUUCUUGAUGGACUAUGAUGAUAACAAGAUUGACGCGAAAAUCAAUACGUGGAUUAAAUCUAAUCAAACACGGGUUGACGAAACAUUCAAAAAGCACGCGACAGCACCGGAUGCACUAAAAAAUGAAGUCAAAACUGGAAUUAAAAAGCUAUUCGAAGAAAUACAAACGAAAAUGCGAAAGGAUUAUAAGAAUGCAUAUAAUGAUAUAAAAAAAUUUAACAAGAAAGUGGACCAGCUGGGAGCGGAUGAAAGAAAGAUUCACGCCGAAAUACAAAAAUUGGAAGAGGAAUGCGCGGGAGAUGUGCAAAAGUUUCAAAAGAAAUUCGGACCGUUGCGAGUAAAAGUUUUUGACAACUUGAGGACAGGCGAAAAAAUGAUGUUCCAAGAGAAAAGAUUAAAAACUGAUUUCACUAAAAAAGUGUACGACAUUGAUCACAAAUACUCUGCCGAUUGCGUGAAACGGAUCGACAAAAUGCUCAAAGAUUUCGAGAAAAACGCGACAAAAGCAUGAAAUGCAAUAAAAAUGACGACCCUAUACGGGAUUAAAAAAAAUAUAUCUUUAAAUUUUAAAUUAUAUUUUCAGAUAUUUAUGUAUGUGAUUAGUUAAGGCGUUUUUAAAAUGUGUGUGUGUAUGUAUAUCUGAAAUAAUGCAAACAAAUUUUAUUUUUAAGAAAUCAUUUUGUUUUGCGAUAACAUAUUAUCCGAAAUUAUUAUAGUGGAUUGAAAAAAGUUUACUUUGGAAUAUAUUUUAAUAAAUUUUUAAUUAAUUAAAUUUUUUGAACAAAUUUAAUAGAAAUAGAUAUUCAAAAUUUAAAGCUUAAUUAUAAAAAUAUACAUUUAUAUAAUAUUUUGAAAAGUUGAAAGGAUG
Messenger RNA from Cataglyphis hispanica, 1252 nucleotides. RefSeq lists its product as uncharacterized. The transcript has 4 exons. Lineage: Eukaryota; Metazoa; Arthropoda; Insecta; Hymenoptera; Formicidae. Bases 260 to 895 code for a protein of 211 amino acids. The record is from RefSeq and is a predicted model, not a curated record.